GUGGUACUGACAGAUGUUGACGUCUGUCAUUUCUGUCAAAUUUUAUUUUAUAUUUUUUUUGUUACUUUUUUGUAUAUAUUUUUUUUGUCUCAAUUGUUUUUAACAUAAGAAGUAUCUAUCAAAACAUUGUCUAAGUACUAUAAGGCAUACAGUGAUAUAUGUAUAGGUAAUCCGGAUAAAUAUAAAUGGCAUUAACAUCUGUACAAUACAUGGACAUUUGUAAUGAAUUAGUAUCUAGUGCAACAAAUACCUCUUUGAAUCUUUUAAAACAUAACUUCCGAGAUGUUAUAAAUUCUAACAGAAGAUUCUGCAAAAUCGAAAAUAUACACAGUUUGUUCAAAGUAUUAGAAAAAAGGGGCAUUUUAUGUGUUGAAAAUGGGUCCAUAUUGAAACACAUAAUUGAUUUAAUCGCUCCCAAUAAUCAACGUAUCCAAACUAUACUUAAUUCCAAUUCUCGGAACACAGGAGUUACUAGAGUAAUUCCACCUGUCUCAGAUGACUACAUUGAACAAAUUCAUGAUUUAAUUAGACUUGAAAUGGGCGAUAAAUGGAAGGAAUUAGCCAGGGCACUGAAAAUUUCUGAAGGAAUUAUUGAUAAUCUUGAUUCCCAACACAGGGGGAAUAUUCCAGAAAUGGUUAAAGAAAUUUUAGAAAACCAUUUGCAAAGGCUUAAAAAUAAUCCCCAUAUGUGGAGAUCUAAACUACAGCAGGCAUUGGUCUCUGCUCGUAGAACAGAUCUAGCUGAGAGAGUUGACAGUAUACUUGCUAAUAGCAAUGCCAGUUAAAAACCUAUAUACCUAGUUAAACUUAUUGUUUUACUUGUCUAAUAUAAACUUAAAGAAUAAUAUAAUAUAAAUAUGUAAUAUACUAUGUAAGUUGCAUUAAUUAUUAUAAGAAAAUCAUGAAUAAACUUUGAGAAAUAAAAC
Messenger RNA from Sitophilus oryzae (rice weevil), 926 nucleotides. RefSeq lists its product as uncharacterized. The transcript has 2 exons. Gene Ontology annotation, biological process: signal transduction. The coding region runs from base 186 to 785 and encodes 199 amino acids. Lineage: Eukaryota; Metazoa; Arthropoda; Insecta; Coleoptera; Curculionidae. Gene Ontology annotation, molecular function: protein binding. The record is from RefSeq and is a predicted model, not a curated record.